AUGACCAAUUCGAGACAAAUCUCCACUUUCCCUGAUAAUGAAGAUCCUCCGCCACCAUACGAGGCACUUUGGAGUUUAGAUGAUAGGCCAAUGCGACAGGGCAUUGCGCCUUCGUCUGAACUACCAUGCCCCACUGCACCCUUACCUGACCUUUCUUUGACCGAAGAUGGCCGUGUGGACAUGAGAGUUGAAUUGCGAUUCAGCCGAAAUCUUGAAUGGCUGAUGAACACCCAAUCCACCGAAGUGGAGGUGUCCCAAACGGCAGAGUCGACCGUCCCUGCACCAGUGUCUCCUUUCAACCUUCGCCUAAAUAUUGUCAUCCAAGUGGUAGGCAGUCAUGGUGACGUACAGCCUUUCGUUGCCUUGGGCGAGGAGUUGCAAAGAUAUGGACACCGUGUGCGGUUGGCAACACACGCUAAAUUUGAAUCAUUCGUCAAAUCAACUGGACUUGGUUUUUACCCCAUUGGCGGAGACCCUGUCGAAUUAAUGUCGUACAUGGUGCGCAAUCCGGGGUUAAUUCCGAGCAUGAAGAGCGUAUUGGCGGGCGAUGUGCAACAGAAGCGAGCUUCAAUUGCCGAGAUUCUUGAAGGUUGCUGGCGAUCUUGUAUAGAUCGAGAUCCACACGAUAAAACACCAUUUGUUGCAGAUGCUAUUAUUGCUAAUCCGCCAAGCUUUGCUCAUAUACACUGUGCACAAGCACUUGGGGUCCCUGUCCACCUCAUGUUUACAAUGCCUUGGACUCCUACCAGGGCUUUUCACCAUCCCCUUGCCAACUUGGACUAUUCUGGGAACGACCCCUCGUUGGGAAAUUAUAUAUCCUACCAUUUUGUCGAAUGGAUUACAUGGAACGGUUUGGGCGAUUUGAUAAACACAUGGCGGAAGAAUACCCUAGAGCUCGAUCCCAUCCCAACCACAGAGGGCCCAAAUCUGUAUGAAACGCUAAAAGUCCCUUUUACAUAUUGUUGGUCGCCAGCGUUGACUUCAAAACCGGAGGACUGGGGACCACAUAUAGAUGUCGCUGGCUUCUUCUUCCGUGAACCAGUAGCUUAUGAUCCACCAGCAGAGCUAGAUGAGUUUUUGCGCGCAGGUCAACCGCCUGUCUACAUCGGGUUUGGCAGCAUCGUUCUCGAGGACGUGAAGGAAACCAUGUCAAUCCUUUUAAAUGCCAUCCAAAUGAUAGGGAUUCGCGCCAUCAUCGCGGGUGGCUGGAGUGAGCUGCAUGGCCAAGAUACUUCUAGUGUCUAUUAUGUUCGGGAUGUUCCACACGAGUGGCUGUUCAAACAUGUCGCCGCUGUCGUACAUCACGGUGGUGCCGGUACCACGGCAUGUGGUCUACGCAACGGGAAACCCACCACAAUCAUUCCAUUCUUCGGAGAUCAACCGUUUUGGGGUAACAUGGUUGCCACCGCGGGGGCUGGACUGGAACCGAUCCCUUAUAAGAGCCUUACGGCACAGAAAUUGGCAGACGCUAUUUCCUAUUCGCUUACCCCACAUGCUACUGCUGUGGCUCAAUACAUUGCGGAGCAAAUUAAUCAAGAAUCUGGUGUCCGUGCAGCAGUCGAUUCGUUCCAUACACAUUUGCCACAAACACGAAUGCAAUGUGAUUUGAUCCCCGGAGAAGCUGCGGUUUGGAAACUGAAGAAGGGAAAACGGAUUCUCAAGCUGUCGAAUACUGCUGCACUGGUUUUGAAACGUCAAAGGCGGUUCCAAGAAAAGCAUCUCAAAAGAUACCUAAGCAAGCCAUUCACUAUAGAGUCCCAACGCUGGGAUCCACUUACAGCUGUUUCUUCCGCGUCGCUGUCAACUUUGACCAGCAUGGCCGAUGCCACAGCUGGUAUCUUCAUCGAUCCUUACAAGGAAUGUCAACGUCUCCGAUCAAACCGCAAUACUUGCCCUGACGUUCCUGUCUCUACUUCUAUACCUCUCACCACCGGGUCGCUUUCAACGACAGAAACUGAAGCAUCAAUGAGCCGUGAUGCUGCUGACGCGCCAUCAAAUUAUGUUUCGAAUGAUCCCAACUAUGCCAGGCAAAUGGCAUUAGCUUCAGCGAUCAGCCUUGGAAAGUUUCUGGGUCGGUCCUCACGUGGCAUGUUUGUAGACCUACCCCUUGCAGCCACAGAAGGAAUGCUGGCCAUUCCCCGAUGGUACGGCGCUCAAACUAGAGUCCAUGGACCCGUACGAGGCUGGAAGAGCGGUGCUGUGGUGGGGUGGUCGACCUUCAGUCACGGCUUGUACGAAGGCUUCACGGAUAUCUUUGUGUACACAUACGCUGGCAAGAAAAAAGAGGGUUCUGUCGGAGUAGCCAAGGGAUUGAUGAAAGGAUUGACCAGCUUAACGGUCAAAACGGGCGCGGCCACUGUCGGCCUCCUUGCUUAUCCUAACCAAGGCAUAUAUCGCUCCAUUCGGGCUAGGUCACGGAAAGAAAUUGCUAGGCGGAUUAUGGAUGCAAGAUGGGCUGAGGCAGAGUGUGCUGUGAAUGGAAGAUGUGGGUACGUGGACGUAGCGGAGUUGUGCUCUUUAUAUGAUGGGCUCUUGGUAUCUAGAAGAAAAACGCACAGAAGGCACUAA
Molecule: messenger RNA, 2568 nt
Organism: Penicillium samsonianum
Lineage: Eukaryota; Fungi; Ascomycota; Eurotiomycetes; Eurotiales; Aspergillaceae
Product: glycosyltransferase
Exons: 5
Coding region: 1-2568 (855 amino acids)
Biological process (GO): carbohydrate metabolic process
Molecular function (GO): hexosyltransferase activity; UDP-glycosyltransferase activity
Source: RefSeq, a predicted model, not a curated record